Glycine soja is the source of this 1207-nucleotide messenger RNA. RefSeq lists its product as uncharacterized. The coding region runs from base 118 to 1083 and encodes 321 amino acids. The record is from RefSeq and is a predicted model, not a curated record. Lineage: Eukaryota; Viridiplantae; Streptophyta; Magnoliopsida; Fabales; Fabaceae. The transcript has 7 exons.
CACACACACACCACUAUUUAAGCGAAAGAAGGAGGUAGAGAAGAAGAGGAGGAGCAACAAAGAUCACAAACCCUAAUUCCUAAAGCUUGGUUUGGAGGAUCCUUGAGAACAACAAAUAUGACUUCCAUAGAGCAACAACUUAAUCUUGUGGUGGUCGCACAACCAAUUAAUGCUAUUAAGGAUGCUGAUAUCCUCGAAAGACUUUGGAAUGACUUCGAAGACCAACUAAGGAAAGCCAAGACGAUAGCAUCAGAACAUCUCCGACUUGGUGGAGAUUCAUCAGUUGCGCCAAUAUUCCCUAUGCCAGAGACAAACGCAUCAGAUAACGCUGAUGAAACCUCUAGAAAAACUCUACGCAAAAGGGGAAGAAAGACAACUUCCAAGGUUCUCUUCCAAGUGCCUUUUUCUUUUCAACCUCCUGAAUUUUGUUUGAAGGAAAACAUCAACCUGGAGAUAGUAUUAUUAAAUCGAUUCAAGAAUGAAUCAAGUUGGGGGAACCACGUUCCCAAAUUUUCUGUAGAAGAAAGAUUAAAAAAUUGGGUCAUCGAAAAAAGGAAACGCAUGCAAAGCAAGGACAAAGAAAAACCUGAGGCUAAAAUGCAAGAUUAUUACUAUAUUCAUUCAGCAUCGCAGAAGACAUUACGGUCUCAUAAUGAGGUCCUUGAGUUUUUGCUCGACGUAGAAAUUCCUCGAAAAGGUGGUAGCAAGAAAGCAAAGGUUGUCGGGGCUGUAGAUAAUCAGGUCUCAGGUUCGGCAUCCCAUGAAUCAAGCAGAAGGAAAGAAAUGUCAUUCACUUCCCAAAUAGUGAAUAAGAUGAAUAGUAGUAAUGAAGAAGAGCAUAAGGGAGGGAUGGAGAGUAUGUAUAAGAUGAAGAGUAGUGAUGAAAAAGGGAGUAAUGAAUUGGAUAAUAAGGUGAUGAGUGAUGAAUUGAAGAAUAAGAUGAAAGAUUUAGAGAAGGAGAUUAUGCCGUGGGAUGAUGAUGAAAUGGGGCUAUAUAAGAUGGUUGACAUUAAUGAAAUUGAAAAUGAACUGAUGAUUCAAGAACUGUUGAACCAACCGGGAGAAUUGUUGUUUAAUUUGUGAUAUCAUUGAUGCCCCAAGCAUGUGUGUAAUUUUUAACAUUGUAUGUGUGUUUGCACGCAUGUGCAUGCUGUUGAGAGAGAAAAAGAGAGGUUAGUCAUAUCUAGAGUUGUACCAUGUCUUGUAU